This is a messenger RNA of Blepharisma stoltei, 822 nucleotides long. NCBI's taxonomy places the organism in Eukaryota, Ciliophora, Heterotrichea, Heterotrichida, Blepharismidae. The record is from the annotation of a GenBank genome assembly.
AUGAACAGAGCAGAGAAAAAUUACCAAGCUCAAUUUGCGUCAUUAAAAGUCAAACAGCCGCCUGGUGGAAGUUCAUCGUUUGCAUUUGGGUGGAGCAAUGAAAACAAUGCCUCUGCAAAGCCUACAGGUAAAGAAAAUAGCAUAAUCCAUGUAGAAGAAACUAAAAAAGGAGGCGAAACUCCAGCAGGAGUACUGCCGCCAUCAAUGGGAAGAGAAACAAGAAAUACUGAUAUUAUUAGCAAUAAUCCAAUUAUCAAAGAAGAAAAAAAGAACUUACUCCCCCUCCCCUCCGUGAGCGAACAAAACCAUUAGAAAAAUCGCCAUUUUUUGACCAAAAACCCACCCUCCGUGAGUGAACAAAAAUUUUUUAAUAGAAAAAAUUUUAAUGGAAAAAAAUUUUGAUAUAUAAGUGAUAAUUAGUAUAAUGAAAUCUAGAGCUAAUUCUGUUUAAAUUUUAAAAAAAAUUGCGUUUUAAAACAUAAAUUUUGCAAAUUAAAUUAAUAUUUGCUUCCCAAUUUUUGCAAAUUAGGAUUUUUUUAAAUUUCGAAAAAAAUAUUUUUUAUAUAAAAUUUAUAUAUAAAUUUUUUUUUAAAAAAAAAAAAUUAACCCCCUCCGUGAGCGAACAAAAUUUUUUUGUUCGCUCACGGAGGGGGGGGGGGGGAGUUAGACGAAACCAAUCAAAGAAAAAAAGCUGAGGAAGAAAUUUUAAGAAGAUUUAGAGUUGGUGAAGAGAGAAAAGCUGAAGAAAGGAAAAAGACAACGAAAACCUCAGUGAAGGUGAAAAACCCUCCUGGAGGAAAAAGCUAUGUGCCAUUUGGAUAG